Otolemur garnettii (small-eared galago) is the source of this 4134-nucleotide messenger RNA. RefSeq names its product sphingomyelin phosphodiesterase 4 (gene SMPD4). Gene Ontology annotation, molecular function: sphingomyelin phosphodiesterase D activity. Gene Ontology annotation, biological process: glycerophospholipid catabolic process; ceramide biosynthetic process; sphingomyelin catabolic process. The transcript is spliced from 20 exons. The record is from RefSeq and is a predicted model, not a curated record. NCBI's taxonomy places the organism in Eukaryota, Metazoa, Chordata, Mammalia, Primates, Galagidae. The coding region runs from base 1 to 2604 and encodes 867 amino acids.
AUGACGACAUUUCGUCGCCUGGAGUGCGAAUGGCGGCUUUCAUUCCUGAGGCGAGCGGCGCUAUGGCUCCCCCAGUGGUUUGCUAAGGUGGCCGUUUCUGACUCUCCACUAGAGGCUACCAUGGCAUUCCCUCAUCUGCAGCAACCCAGCUUCCUGCUGGCCAGCCUGAAAGCUGACUCUAUAAAUAAGCCCUUUGCACAGCGGUGCCAAGACUUGGUUAAAGUCAUCGAGGAUUUUCCAGCAAAGGAGCUGCACACCAUCUUCCCAUGGCUGGUGGAGAGCAUUUUUGGCAGCCUGGAUGGCAUCCUUGUUGGCUGGAACCUCCGCUGCCUGCAGGGGCGCAUGAACCCUGUGGAGUACAGCAUUGCGAUGGAAUUUCUAGACCCUGGUGGCCCAAUGAUGAAGUUGGUUUAUAAACUUCAAGCUGAAGACUAUAAGUUUGACUUUCCUGUCUCCUACCUGCCUGGCCCCGUGAAGGCAUCUAUCCAGGAGCGCGUUCUCCCCGACAGCCCUCUGUACCACAACAAGGUCCAGUUCCCUCCAACCGGGGGCCUUGGCUUGAACCUGGUUCUCAAUCCUUUCGAGUAUUACAUAUUCUUCUUUGCCCUGAGCCUGAUCACUCAGAAGCCACUCCCUGUGUCCCUCCAUAUCCGUACUUCAGACUGUGCCUAUUUCAUCCUGGUGGACAGGUACCUGUCAUGGUUUCUGCCCACUGAAGGCAGCGUGCCUCCCCCACUCUUCUCCAGCCCAGGUGGAGCCAGCCCCUCACCAGCUCCCAGGACACCAGCCAUGCCCUUUGCCUCCUAUGGCCUCCACCACACCAGCCUCCUGAAGCGGCACAUCUCUCAUCAAACAUCUGUGAACGCAGACCCUGCCUCCCACGAGAUCUGGAGGUCAGAAACUCUACUCCAGGUUUUUGUUGAAAUGUGGCUUCAUCAUUAUUCUUUGGAGAUGUACCAAAAAAUGCAGUCCCCUCAUGCCAAGCUGGAGGUUCUGCACUACCGACUCAGUGUCUCCAGCGCCCUCCACAGCCCUGCCCAGCCCAGCCUCCAGGCCCUCCACGCCUACCAAGAGUCGUUCUCGCCCACUGAGGAGCACGUGCUGGUGGUGCGCCUGCUGCUGAAACAUCUGCAUGCCUUUGCCAACAGCCUGAAACCGGAACAGGCCUCUCCCUCCACCCACUCUCAUGCGACCAGCCCCCUGGAGGAAUUCAAACGGGCUGCUGUCCCGAGGUUCGUCCAGCAGAAGCUCUACCUCUUCCUGCAGCACUGUUUUGGCCACUGGCCUCUGGAUGCGUCCUUCAGAGCUGUCCUAGAGAUGUGGCUCAGCUACCUGCAGCCCUGGAGAUACGCACCUGAGAAGCAGGCUCAGAGCAGUGACCCUCAGCCCCGGUGUGUGUCAGAGAAAUGGGCACCCUUUGUCCAGGAGAACCUGUUGAUGUACACCAAGCUGUUCGUGGGCUUCCUGAACCGUGCACUCCGCACAGACCUUGUCAGCCCCAAGAAUGCUCUCAUGGUGUUCCGUGUGGCCAAAGUCUUUGCUCAGCCCAACCUGGCUGAAAUGAUACAGAAGGGGGAGCAGCUGUUCCUGGAGCCAGAGCUUGGUCUCCCGCACCGCCAGCACCGGCUCUUCACAGCUCCCACACUCACGGGCAGCUUUCUGUCACCCUGGCCACCUGUGGUCACCGAUGCCACAUUCAAAGUGAAGAGUCACGUGUACAGCCUGGAGGGUCAGGAUUGCAAGUACACCCCAAUGUUCGGGCCCGAGGUCCGCACCCUGGUCCUGCGACUUGCUCAGCUCAUCACACAGGCCAAGCAGACAGCCAAGUCCAUCUCCGACCAGUGCGGGGAGAGCCCACCUGGCUGCUCCUUUCUGUCAUGGCUGCGCUUCACGUCCAUGGACAACAACUCCUCCUACCCACCCAACGACCUGGACGAAAUGGGCCAGGAUAGUGUCCGGAAGACAGAUGAGCAUCUGGAAAAGGCCUUGGGAUACCUGUGCCAGAUAUUCCGGCUUAGUGAAGCCCAGCUCACACAGCUCACACUCGCCUUGGGGACCGCUCAGGAUGACACUGGGAAGAAGCUGCUCCCAGACUGCAUCGUGGGUGAGGAUGGACUCAUUCUCACACCCCUGGGCCGGUACCAGAUCAUCAGUGGGCUGCGAAGGUUUGAAAUUGAGUAUCAGGGGGACUCUGAGCUGCAGCCCAUCCGGAGUUAUGAGAUUGCCAGCCUGGUCCGUGCUCUCUUCCGGCUGUCAUCUGCCAUCAACCACAGAUUUGCAGGUCAGAUGAUAGCUCUGUGUUCCCGCAAUGAUUUCGUUGGCAGCUUUUGUCGCUACCAUCUCAUGGAGCCUGCACUGGCCAACAGGCACCUGCUGAGUCCUGUGGGGCGGAGACAGGCAGCUGGCCAGGUCCGGGGCCCAAGGCUCAGCCUGCGUUUUCUGGGCAGCUACCGGACAUUGCUGUCACUGCUGCUGUCCUUCUUUGUGGCCUCUCUGUUCCACAUUGGGCCUCUGCCCUGCACCCUGCUCCUUGUCCUGUGCUAUGUCCUCUAUGCCAUGGCCAUGACACUGCUGACUGAGCGAGGAAAGUUGCACCAGCUCUGAUGGGUUGGCCACUUUGUCCACUGCAGAUUGCACAUGUGCCUGGAGGCCACUUCCAAGCCAGAGUGUGGUCAUCUUCAGGCUACUCAGGGUAUUAUCCUGGAACAGUGGAGUCAUCUGGAAGAAACAGAACCCCUAGAGAAGGGAGAGUGGCGUAGGCAGGCCAAGGAAGGUGGUAGCAGCAGGCGGUACACGAGCUAGGCUGGGUGACAGCCGGCUGCCAGCCCUUUUCUCUCAGCCCAAACACCUGUAGCUCAGCUGGAUGCCUCUUCCUCCCAGAAACCAUUUUAGUAUCUUGCUGAGCAAAGCCAAGGGGCUUAUGCCCCUUGUAAGGCAGCCCAGUCCUCCCCUCUGCUAUCGCUCCUGGGGAGCAGGGGCACAGUGGGUUUCUAAUACCUCCUCUCCCUAUGAGGGACCAGCCUCCUCUUCAGGGAAGAAUCAAAGUGUCAAAGGGGAAGAGUCCGGGGAAAUGAGAGGGCACAGUCCUCUGAUUCCUAAUAUAAAGUUAAGUUUGGCACCCUGAGGGUUCUUCGUGUUCUCCUAGCCAUUCCAAGACUGGGCCAUGGAAUUCCACCUUGGAGGAGACAAGGAUCCUCUCAGAGCACAGGGGCUUCACCUGUCACUCAGUGUCCUACAUCACCACCCACUGUGCCCAUUGAGAGGUGCUGGUCCUCCAUCAUGGGGCAUACUGUGAGGUCCAGGGAAUGGAUUAUGUCACCUGUUCUCCAAUCACAGAUGGUCCAAAGCAUUGUUCAUAUCUUCAGUGAGAUCAAGUGCUCAGAGAUGUGGCCUUCUGAUAACACCUAAGUGUUCAAAAUAUACAAGCACGUGUUCAUCUUCCUAAGUCCCCACAGGGCCUCACACCCCCACAGAUGUCCUACAGGUGACAGCAGGAGCCUGGCAUCUCGGUGGUUUUUUAACCAUGACUUUGUUUUUGUAUAUAGGGUUUAUAGGUUUUUUCUAACAUUUUAAUUGUAAAUGUUGGGUAUUUUACUUCAGCAUCAACUCUGAAUAAUGGCAUGUUGGGGCUUGUGACCAAAAAUCCAACCAAACUCAUAAUCUCAUAAUCAAACAUGAGUCUGAUGAACACAGCUGCUUCUGCUCCUGAGUCUCCCAGCACCUUUGCUGGGUCUCCAAUCAGUUACCCACUGAGGAUCCCCAGUAAUGUCCGGGAGCCUGGUCUUCAUAUGUGUUCCUCACCCUGAGGGCUCAGCUCAUCCACAGCGGCCACAGUCAGUGCACCUGCUGACACUGUCCUGAGAGCCAGGGGCCCCAGGAGGCGGGCUUGGGCCGGGUCUGAGUUGUGGGAGCUUUGACUUCUCGUCAACACAGCAGAACCAAACGUAGUGUGACAGUCUGUGACUUCAGAGGUUUAAGGGUCAUGUGAGUGGCUGGGGAGUGAAUUGUGUACUUGCCAGCCCCACGGUGGCAUCACCAGGGGCUGUCACUUGAGUGCCUAAAACCCCUUUCCCUGCAUAGCUCACCUUGCUCAAAUGUGAUGGAAACAGGAAAUAAAAGUUUCUCUAAAGUCAA